Metarhizium robertsii ARSEF 23 is the source of this 531-nucleotide messenger RNA. Its product is annotated as Ankyrin repeat-containing domain protein. The coding region runs from base 1 to 531 and encodes 176 amino acids. The record is from RefSeq and is a predicted model, not a curated record. The transcript has 2 exons. Gene Ontology annotation, molecular function: protein binding. Lineage: Eukaryota; Fungi; Ascomycota; Sordariomycetes; Hypocreales; Clavicipitaceae.
AUGAAUGAAGCUACUAUUAUACUCUCGGCACGGAGAAUCUGUAAGCCUAAUUCUAUGGCCUACCCUUGGCGUCAGUUUGCGGCUAUCGAGCCGUUAGAGGAGGACGCGGAUAUUGAGACAAAGGACAGCCUGUACGGCUGGACACGGCUGGUGUGGGCCGCUGGGGAAGGCCAUGAGGCCGUUGUUCAGUUGCUUCUCGAGAAAGGAACUGAUGUCAAUGCGAAGGACAUAGACGGCCAGACCCCUUUAUGGCUAGCCGCCGCGAAGGGCCACGAGGCUAUUGUCCGGCUGCUCAUGAAAGAGAGGGCUGAUAUCCAUAUAAAAGAUAAGCACGGCCGGACGCCCCUGAUGCUGGCCGCCCGGAGGGACAACACGACCAUCGUACAGCUGCUGCUCGAGAAGGGCGCUGAUAUCAUGGCAAAGGACAGCAGACAUAAUCAGACGCCAUUAUCAUGGGCCGCCGACAGAGGGCACGAAGCUGUGGUUAGGCUGCUGCUCGAAAGGGGUGCCGAUCUCGAGGCGGAAUCAUGA